Penicillium coprophilum is the source of this 1824-nucleotide messenger RNA. Its product is annotated as RAD52 DNA repair protein RADC. Lineage: Eukaryota; Fungi; Ascomycota; Eurotiomycetes; Eurotiales; Aspergillaceae. Gene Ontology annotation, biological process: DNA recombinase assembly; mitotic recombination; double-strand break repair via homologous recombination. The transcript has 5 exons. Gene Ontology annotation, cellular component: nucleus. The record is from RefSeq and is a predicted model, not a curated record. Bases 1 to 1824 code for a protein of 607 amino acids.
AUGAUACCGAAGACUGAUAGUGAUAAUUUCAGCGUUGGCGACCAACAUCGCGGUGGUGCGGGAUCUAUUAUGAUGCCGAACGCUACAGGAGCCGCUACAGCAAACCCCUUCGAGGAACCCCAACGACGUAUUAAUGAAUACACCGCACAAGAAAUCGCAACACUACAAGCCCGUCUUGAUAAAAAAUUGGGCCCUGAAUACAUCUCCGCGCGACCUGGUGCUGCGGGACAGAAAGUGCAUUAUCUCUCCGCGGAUAAAUGCAUAAACCUUGCAAAUGAGGUGUUUGGAUUUAAUGGCUGGUCCAGCUCAAUUCAGACGAUUCAGAUUGAUUUUGUCGAGGAGAAUCAAAACACAGGCAAGAUCAGCCUGGGGCUCUCAGUCAUUAUAAGAGUCACCUUGAGGGAUGGAACAUUUCAUGAGGAUAUUGGCUACGGGCAUAUUGAGAACUGCAAGGGCAAGGCCGCAGCGUUCGAGAAGGCCAAGAAAGAAGGCACAACAGAUGCUUUGAAACGUGCAUUGAGAAACUUUGGCAACGUGCUGGGUAACUGUAUCUAUGACAAGGAUUAUGUGGCCAAGGUGACCAAAGUCAAGGCAGCGCCUGGAAGAUGGGACGUGGAGGAUCUUCACCGUCACCCUGACUUCGCGCCACCUAAAAAACAGGCGUCUUUGCCUAAACGUGUACCGGAAGAAGAUGAUCUACCACUACCUCGUCCUAUACAUCAAGCGAGAGGAAAUAAUCCCGGGAAUAAUGCAUCUUUUGAUGGGGAUGGAGAGUUUGGCAGUGAUCUCUUUGACGAAGCCGAUUUCGGGGUAGCUGAGACUGAUACAGGCAACCCCGAUGAGAUUGUAGUAUACACAGAACCUCACGGAGAACAGCAGCGCCAUGCGCCAAUGAACGGCCCAGCGGCUCAGAGAGGACCGCCUGUUCGAGCAGGUUUUAAUCCCGCUGUCGUAACACCAUCAAAACCAGAGCGAUGGAACGGCACAGGCCAAGCGGGCCGACCUGAUCCCUUAAAUGCGCGACAGAACCCAUCGGCUAUCCCGUCUCCAGCCACGUUACAAGGUCGACCAAUGAUUGCUCAAGGUCAUGGUCAAAAUCUUGCAAACUCCAGAUCAUCCGUUCCACCACAACAAUCAGUUGGCCAGAAUGCUCUACAAAACAAGAUUCCCCAGCCUCCGGUCAAAAGGGACACCGGCCCCGGGGUAUCCUCGGGGAACCAGGACAUGAACCCACCGCAAGGCACGCCGUCAACGGGUUUCUUUUCCGCCAGAGCAGUGGAUCUUUUGCGCGAAAACCCAAAUUCCAUCCCAUCGGGAGCGCCUCCAUUCGAUCCACACGCAGAGAGCCCCUCCAUCCGCAAGACGGCUGGUGUAGAUCAUACCAAAAGCAUUCCAAUUGCCAGGCCGAUGCUGUCGAGCGCCUCCCCAGCACCCUCACCAGCACCCUCACCAGCACCAUCCAACAAUAACAACAACACACGCGAUUUUGUCAAUCCUGCAUCAGAUCUGCAGCGCAGGGUCGGUGCUCCUAGCGGUGGAGUUAACAGCCCGGUCAAUAGAGGUCUCUCUGUCUCAUCAUAUCGACCAUUGACCCGGCCCAACAUCGAUCAAAGGAACGUUUCCAACCCAGCGGUGGUUCACCGAGGCAGCAUGCCAUCCCAGCAGAAUCAUAACGGAAAACGACCUCCGUUGGUGGACGUCACCAAUGCUGAUGCUAAACCUGGCGCACAUGUCCCGGCUCCCGGUCCAACUGACCCAAAACGGCCCCGAGUCUCGGAUGCUGACUCUGGGCCUUCUUCUGGGCCUCGCCCACCAACGCAGUAA